Messenger RNA from Rhizophagus irregularis DAOM 181602=DAOM 197198, 863 nucleotides. NCBI's taxonomy places the organism in Eukaryota, Fungi, Glomeromycota, Glomeromycetes, Glomerales, Glomeraceae. The record is from RefSeq and is a predicted model, not a curated record.
UUAAUGAUUUGAGUAAUAUAAUAUUUGAAUGGAUACCAUAUAACCAAUUUUAUGAUAUUAUCAAAGAUGAUUUUUCGACAAUUUAUUCAGCAAAAUGGAAGGAUGGCCCAUUAAGUUACAGUAUUGUUAAAAAGAAAUUAACUAGACAAUCAGAUAAAGAAGUCUCUUUAAAGUCAUUAUAUAACUCGAAAGAUAUUAAUGAUGAAUUUCUAAAUGAGGCUAAAGCAUAUUUAAUAAUGAAUUCUAAUUUCAUCCUUAAUAUAUAUGGGAUAUCUCAAGAUCCUAAAACAAAAGAUUAUAUUAUGGUUCUUGAAAGUAUAGCAGGUGAAAAUUUAAAUGAUUGGGUGAAUCAUAAUUAUAAAGAUUUUAAUUGGCCAAAUAAAAUACGCAUAUUAUUUUACAUCAUCCAAAGCCUUAAGGAAAUCCAUCAAAAACAGAUGAUCCAUCGUGAUUUUCAUACGGGAAAUAUGUUAAUUUCAACGAACAGUGUAGAUAAUUUUAAUAUAAUUAUUUCAAAUAUGGGAUCAUGUGGAGAAGUUGGAAAUACUGAUGAGACGAAAAUUUAUGGAGAUAUACGUUAUACAGCUCCUGAAGUAUUAAGUGGAAAAUCCUACACUCAAGCGGCAGAUAUAUAUAGUUUUGGUAUGAUUAUGUAUUAUGUAGUAACUGGAAACAACCCUCGUGAUGGAAUUAAACCAGAAAUAAUUGGACCAAAAGCACCAAAACGUUACAUUGAUUUAAUGGAAAAGUGCUUGGAUUUAAAUCCGGAUAUUAGACCAAAUGUUAAUGAAAUAGAAGAAUUAAUUAAUUUAUUGUGUUAUUCAUAUUUGGAUGGUGAAUCAGAUUUUAAAAGAGUUAUAAAA